Molecule: messenger RNA, 421 nt
Organism: Kickxella alabastrina
Lineage: Eukaryota; Fungi; Kickxellomycota; Kickxellomycetes; Kickxellales; Kickxellaceae
Product: P-loop containing nucleoside triphosphate hydrolase protein
Exons: 3
Coding region: 1-417 (138 amino acids)
Biological process (GO): transmembrane transport
Cellular component (GO): fungal-type vacuole; fungal-type vacuole membrane
Molecular function (GO): ABC-type peptide transporter activity; ATP binding; ATP hydrolysis activity
Source: RefSeq, a predicted model, not a curated record
AUGCGGCUGACCGCCGGCCGGCUAAUGGUUCCAGGGGCCGCUUUGCAGGAGUCUGUCGCGUACGUGGCCCAGCAGGCGUGGCUGCUAAACGACACAAUCCGCGGCAACAUUACGUUUGGUCUUCCAUACGACGAGCAACGCUACUGUGAGGUUGUGCACAUGUGCGCUCUAACAAGGGACUUUGAAAUCAUUGAUGCCGGCGACAUGACAGAGAUCGGCGAGCGCGGCGUGGCGUUGUCAGGCGGCCAGAAGCAGCGCAUAUGCUUGGCUCGCGCUGUUUUGUUUCUCAUUUUGGGCCGCUCGCUGUUGCAUUUUUGGGGAUCACUCAAGGCUCACGGACUCUGCACGAAGCGCUGUUGCGCACCAUUCUGCGCGCGCCUGUGCGGUUCUUUGACAUUACGCCUGUUGGCCGCCUGAUCAA